Molecule: messenger RNA, 2649 nt
Organism: Trypanosoma theileri
Lineage: Eukaryota; Euglenozoa; Kinetoplastea; Trypanosomatida; Trypanosomatidae
Exons: 1
Coding region: 1-2649 (882 amino acids)
Biological process (GO): Ras protein signal transduction; positive regulation of GTPase activity
Cellular component (GO): plasma membrane
Molecular function (GO): guanyl-nucleotide exchange factor activity
Source: RefSeq, a predicted model, not a curated record
AUGAGUACACAUGACCCUCAGUUAUCCAAAUUAUCGUCAUUAGAUGAUUAUUUAAGCUCACCUGUGUCACCACCACCACCCCCAGAUGAUGAUAAUGAUAAUGAUAAUAAUGACAGCAACAAGGGAAGUAUGAGGAGUAGAGGGAGGAAUGAUCCUGAUAGAAAGACACCAUCCAUGUUUAGUGUUGAUUCUAUCAGUGAAGCUGGGCGGUCACAAACAGUUAUCAGCACCACCGUGCGGCAGCCUGUUGCAAGGCCGGGAAUCUCUGCUAGAUCACCAACAAACGUUUUCUCAUCAGCUAAUGAGAUGCGGCAAUAUCAAAUCCCAAGAGCAGCCGCAAGUGCCACCACAACAGUACCAACGAUGAGUACUACCAUUAACUCUCGCCGGCAGCAGUCGUUGGGAGGUUCGUUAGAUGAUCUUCCAUCACUCCCAUCUGCUGCUGCUAGUCGUGUAGUACGGGGGGCAACCCCUGUUGUUAGCGGCGGUGGUCGUCGCGAUGGACCACAUGCGGGAAUAACACUAGAAGACGUGAAGAACGCUGUUGAACGGAGGAGACGGCAGUGUCGUUCUGCAAACUCCACACUUCACAAUUCCUCUGAGGUGGUGUUUGGGAGCUCCCAAGAAUGUGCCAAUGGGGAACAACUGGUUGACGAAAAAUCAGAAGAUAUGUACAAUCUUGUACGGUGCCCGGAGGUAGGACGUGGUGUUAAUGAAUUUGUGGCUUCUUUUUUAUCUGCGAAUGGAUACCACGGAGCUCUGGAAUUAUUUAAAAAACGUCUUCCUCUGGCUGAGCAACAACUCCAGAGUUGUCUACACCAUCAUAAUCACCACCAACAGAAGCAGCAGCAGCAGCAGCAAAAACAGGAUGAGAAACAACAGAUAUCUUGGGGUAAGAAAAACAUUACGUCCGUAAAACCUGAGGAUAAAAAUGAUACCAUGGUGUCUUCUCCGAUGUAUGCCUUUACGAAUGAUGAUCUCUUGCUUUUCGUGAUGGAUUCUGUGAGACAACAACAAAUGCUUGAUGAUAGGCUUCCAUGGCGGGAAAUCAAUUGCAGGAGUAAAGAUUAUAGACUAGAACCUUUAGAACAUCAUCAACCAUAUCAAAAUGAAGUUACAGGAACUGAGGGAAAUGUAGGUAACAAUCAACAGAUAGACAGUAGAGCCGUUGGUGGUUCCCUAGAUCUUCUUAUAGAAGUGCUUGUUCUUGUUGAAACUGAUACCCCUUUUACAAUAGGAAUGCCUAUAUUCAAUUAUACUAACAUUUUUAUUUUACUCUCUUCUUUAUUUGUUAUGCCUGAAGUACUUAUUGUGAGACUUAUUCGGCUUUUUCGUCAUAUCCAACAACAACUUCCUUUGGAUGAUAGUCGUUGCGUGUAUCUACAGCGUCGUAUUUUACAGUUUAUAAUCGCAUAUUGUAAGUUUAACGAAGCUGAUAUUACCUACACUCUCCUUGAACGACUUGAGAGUUUUUUACAGAGUUAUAGUACCCCACAAGCAAUGAACCAGUUUACAUUUGAAUCUUUAAGCACAACCUGGAGUAGUACACCAUUUUUACCAUCUACUAGUAAAUUACCGAGUGUAUAUUCUACAGUGGCUGUAGAAGUUUCACUUCGCUUUAACGAGUUAUCAGUGUUUAUUAAAGAUUUAUUAAAGAAAAAAUACGUUUUAGUUCAAAAUAAUUCCAUCACUCCUAAUAAUACUACUAAUUGGCAAAGUAAAUUAGUAACAGCAAUUAAACCGUUAGGUACACUUUUAUCUGGAGCAAGUAACGGUAAAAAUAAUAGUAAUGAAACACAGAUGGAAGGAAAAACAUUUUUACUAUGUGACACAAUUUUAUCAAAAAUUGGAAAUUAUACCGAAAUUGUAUUCACAAAAGUAAAUGUUGAGACUCUCGCAAAUCAAAUGUGUCUUCUUACAUUUCGUUUAUUCGCUAAUAUUCACUUGCGAGAGUUGCUGAAUAAUGCAUGGUGUGAUGAGAUCAUGCGUCUUAGUGUACCGUAUCACCUAUCACGUUUUAUCGAUUAUUUUUCUCAUUUGCAACAGUGGAUAACAGUACUUAUUGUAAGUCCCAAACGGUGGUCUGAAUGUCAAUCUGCCAUGCAACAAGGUGUGCAUUUCUGUCGUCUUCUAUAUGAAAAACAAAACUACGAGGCAGCAGCUGCAGUCUUGGCUGGACUACAGGACCCAGCGGUUUGUACACUCGAAGAGUUAUACCGCCAGUACUUUAACCGUCCCAUGCUGGAUAGAAAAACGCAAGAUAUAUUCUCUACACUACAGGAUUCUAUGGACCCAUUUGCUUCUUCUGAGAGUCCCUCAUCACUGCGAUCCAUCAGCAGUCGCAUAAGUGCCGGUAAUAUGGAGGCACCGAUGAUACCACUUAUCGCACCCAUCCUCGGUGUGCUUUUCCGCACAGAGGAGUCAAAAGGAAAAACUGUAGAGGUUAGUGGAAGAGACAGAAUUCCUAUUAUAAAUUGGAGCAAAAUAGUGGCACUUGCCAAAACAGUAUUUAUCUGGCUUCGCUGCCAAAACACACCAUACAAUUACACCCUAGAUCACAAACUACAGUUUUAUCUUUGGCAAAUGUCAGGUCACCAGUAUUUUAAUAGAACUAUAACAAAUCUUGCAAAACAGGAACGAGUUGAGUAA